Molecule: messenger RNA, 822 nt
Organism: Cyclospora cayetanensis
Lineage: Eukaryota; Apicomplexa; Conoidasida; Eucoccidiorida; Eimeriidae
Exons: 3
Coding region: 1-822 (273 amino acids)
Source: RefSeq, a predicted model, not a curated record
AUGAAAUAUUCAUUUCACACUCAAAAUCGACAAGCGAGUUUCAGCGAUGUGGGACAGGUGUUGCAACCAAGUACCCUACUGCCAGCUUGCAAGGAGAGAGUUGUGGAGGAGUCCGUCGGGCAGUCCUUCUCUCCCUAUCGCCUAGCUAGUAUAUACAACCUAUCCAUACGAUAUUGGGAUGAGGGGUGCGCUUUCCUUGCAACACGGACAUUGCAAGAAGCCCUGAUGUUGGCGCAGCAUCAAGGGCUAUCUGGUGGCUGUAUUGCUCAUACGUGGGAAAUAAUGGAGGUUCUAGGAGGCCCCAGAAGAAAAAAGCUGCUAAGCUCUCCGACAACAGCUUCAUGCUGUGAGGGAACUAAACGCAAACUAGAUGUGAGAGGCAGAUACCUGCGUUCAAGGCAAUACUUUUCACGUCGCAUGUUUGUUGCUGCAGAGAGAGAACUUGAGGAGGUCAGAGGCCACCUCGGGUCUCUAUUGUGUUAUGCUAGCCUACGGGGAUAUAACCACGCAGAAGACGGACGCCGACGCUGCGCCAAAAUCAAGGAGGCGCUGGAUCGAGUAGAAGAUGACCUGCUACUGCUGCAAGAGCUGCAGGCCCGGUAUAGCAGGCCGAAGCACUUAAAAUGGGGUGAAAACAUGCAUCCUCAGGAUCUGCACCGUCUUGUGAACCUUAGUCUAAUGCCAUGCAUGAGACAGCGAAUACAACUUCAGAAAGAAGUACCCAACGCAGGCUCCACAUCCGGAGAAGCAUGCGAACAAUGGGUACGCACCUUUCAACAGGCACUCCAAGGGUAUAUUAGGGCUAACCAGAAUGCCAUUUAG